Lytechinus pictus (painted urchin) is the source of this 4582-nucleotide messenger RNA. RefSeq names its product adhesion G-protein coupled receptor G6-like. The coding region runs from base 98 to 3184 and encodes 1028 amino acids. The transcript has 10 exons. The record is from RefSeq and is a predicted model, not a curated record. Gene Ontology annotation, molecular function: G protein-coupled receptor activity. Gene Ontology annotation, biological process: G protein-coupled receptor signaling pathway; cell surface receptor signaling pathway. Gene Ontology annotation, cellular component: membrane. NCBI's taxonomy places the organism in Eukaryota, Metazoa, Echinodermata, Echinoidea, Temnopleuroida, Toxopneustidae.
AAAUUCGAUCACGACUUUAUUGACUACGACUGACAGUCAUGACAAUUAUACAACCUACCCUGAUAAUUCUACUGGGACAGAAAAUACUGCUACGCCGAUGUCGACGAUUACCGCUGGCGAUCUAACGACAUAUUCCACAACCACUACGUCUCAAACCACAUUGUUGAAUUCGAUCACGAGUACACUUCUAACGACGCCAUCGACUACUUUCCAUCCUCCACCACCCCCGCCACCACCAUCGCCGCCGCCACCACCACCAACACAACCAGUACCACCAACAACAACAACAUCACCGCCGCCGCCACCACCACCUCCACCACCACCGCCGCCACCCCCAUCAUCACCUCCACCAUCAACACCGUCGUUGACACCACCCACGUUGACAACCUCUUUACCACCAUUAUCGACAUCGUGGACCACGACAGACAUGCAAGACCAAUCCAGUAAUUCUACAACGAUCGAAACAACGGCUAUUCCAAUGUCGACUACAACCACAAGUAUUCUAACGACAGAUCUAAGAACCUCUGCCACUGACAUCACAUCGUUAAAUUCGAUCACGAGUAAUCUCUUAACGACGUCAUUGACCACGACCGACAGCCAAGACAAUUAUACAACCUACCCCAACAAUUCUACUGGUACAGACAUUACUGCUACGCCGAUGUCAACGAUUACCACAGGCGAUCUGACGACGGAUUCCACAACCACUACGUCUCUAACCACAUUGUUGAACUCGAUCACGAGUACACUUCUAACAACGCCAUCGACUACGACAGACAGCCAAUACAAAUAUUCAACCUACCCCGAUAAUGACACUGGGACAGAAAAUACUGCUGCCCCGAUGUCGACGACUACCACAGGCGAUCUAACAACGGAUUCCACAACCACUACGUCUAAAACCACAUCAGUAAAUUCGAUUACGACUGAACCACUGUCGACGUCAUUGAACACAAGAGAAACCCAGAAAAGUCCCACAACCUAUAGAUAUACUCAGACCAAAAUUACGGGCAUGCCCACGUCGAAGAUCACUACACUCGAUGCAACGACAUCGGUCAUUCCAAUGACAACCAAAAUGGGGAACGUCGACGACAAUCUAAAUGAGCUUGGAAAGACUCCUGUAACGGAGGAGAAUGUCGAGGAAGUGUCACAGGAGCUGGCUGAACUCACUGAAGAUGCAGAGGAAAUGACGUCAGAUGGAGUGGAGACCACAGCUGAAAUACUAGGAAACAUCACAGCACUGAACUCAUCAGAACCCGAGGUAACUACUGCUGUUGUAGAAACAGUCAACAAUCUUAUGGAUGUCGAUGAGGCUCAGCUAGAAGAAGCGGCCAAUGAAGGAGCUACGAACAUGGCCGUGCAGUCUCUUGAAGCACAGCUUCAAUUUGUGAAUGUGUCAGCAUCAAAUGGAACAUAUAAAGAUGUCCAGCCAAAUCUUGGAGUACAGGUUAGUGAAUAUCCACCGGAAGAACUUACGGAAGGCCUGACCUUUACCUACGCUACGAAUGACCCGGAAGGGGUACUUCUGCCCGAUCAUAUGACUGUCUCUAAAGGUAACUCCACUGCGAAGACGGGGUCAGAACAAGUACAGGCUCAACUCUUUCUCCCUCCAUCUAUCGGAGAUGCAAUCCGGAACAAGAACAACACUCGGGUGUCAUUCGUGCUCUAUCGGACAACUUCGAUGUUUCCCUCUCGGUCGUUGCUUGCUUCUAAUAAGGGCAAGGCAUAUGACCGGACAUCGAAUACUCGCAUUAUCUCUGCGUCCAUUGAUGGGAUGACCAUCUCUAACCUGUCAGAACCAGUCGUGACGUCAUACCAGCCGAUCAUUGGCAUCAACGAUACGCUCAACGACGAUGAAAUCGUUGUCAAUAUCACCAACCCCGCGUGUGUCUUCUGGGACUUCGAAGCUGAUGACGGCUACGGAAACUGGUCAUCAGAAGGAUGUCAACUGAUAGGAACGAACAACGGUACCGAUGACGAGUUUCGAUGUCAGUGCAAUCAUCUUACGAACUUUGCCGUCCUCAUGGACAUCUACGGAGGCUCGACGCUGGAUGAGUAUUGGACAUUCAUCCUUGACGUCAUGAGUUACGUUGGGUGCGGUCUCUCCAUCUUCCUCCUCUUGGUUACCCUGUCAACUUAUCUUUACGUAAAGAAACUGCGUACUCCUCAGCCGAGUCGAAUCCUUAUGUGCCUCUGUACAUCGCUUCUCUUCCUCUACAUCUUCUUCAUCAUCCUUGCAUCACUUAAGAACGUUACCAUGGCAACAUGUGGCACCAUCGUGGGAUUUCUUCACUUCUCCCUCCUCUCUUCCAUCGCGUGGAUGGCCGUGGAAAGCUUUAACAUGUACAUCAUGGUCAUCAAAAUCUUUGACCGAGGGACUAUUCAAAAUUUUAUGAAGAAGGCCGCUAUUUUUACGAUAGGCGCACCGGCUCUGAUCGUUAGUCUAACUGGAGGAAUCGCUCAACAAGGCUAUAUGAGAUAUGAAGACGGGCUAUGUGGUUUUUUGACCGAGAUUCCAAUGAUAAGCGGAGUACUUGUUCCCAUCGGAGUAGUCAUCAUCUACGAUACCAUCAUCUUCAUCAUGGUUAUCUGGCGUCUAUCACGUAAGGUCCCUGGAAGACAGGUCACCAAACCUGUGUAUAAAGAGCGCCUCCGUCGUCUUCAGAACGCAACGGCUCUUAUCGUACUGAUGGGUUUGACAUGGGCAGUCGGAUUCCUCACAGCAAUAGAGGGUGCAUCUUUAGCCGUCCAGAUAAUCUUCAUCAUCUUAAACUCACUCCAGGGCUGUUUCCUGUUUCUCUUCUACUGUCUCCGCAAUCCUGCCGCGCGUUCCCUAUGGAGGAAGCUGUUCUGUCACUGUCUGCCUCCUGUCGAAGAGUCUACAACUCGAGGAAGUAGCAAUGGAUCCCGGUCUCGUACACCCUCCACACCGGACGAUAACGGACGGAAGAAAUGGUAUCAUGUAGCGGGUAAAGGAGGGUUUUAUGACCUCACCAUGGGAGGGAAGCGGGGGAAGACAUCAGAGGCAUCAUCGACAUAUGAGCUGGCAUCGGAAUCGAUGGUGACUUCCGAAGAGCAGAUCUACCGAAAACAUGCUUCUCGCUCCGAUGACACGUAUGACGUUUUUGAAGAGGGGAUCGAGAAUGGGGUUGAGACUGCUUACGAACACUACGAAGUCGACAAUCUUUGAAAACUGUGACACUAUGAAUAUCCCCCGGCAAGAAUGUAACAUCAUGAUGAACCCCGCGCACAGAGAUUACUUAGAAAACACAUAAACUAUCUCUGAACUGCCGUUUUCCUCCCCUAUGUGAUUUAUUAUUUCUUAUAUGGUUUGUAUUAUAUAUAGUUCCCACAAUUUCAUAAUUAGUUUUUUAUAGUGUGCUUAUUGUGCAUGAGUUACCAAUGUCAGUAUUUAUUCAAAUACGAAAUGUGAAAGCUGGGCUUUCUGAUGAUUUCUAAUGACAAAUUGCAUUUGGUUUUAGAAAUUGUUUGGAAUGUUGGAAUGAAACAGAUUGGUCAUGAACAGAAUAUUAACGUAUUAGGCCUAUCACGCCCAUAUAGCCCCUACUCUGAAACUGCGGCAGUGCGAGACACUUCCUGCAGCGCGCCGAUGAUUUUGAAGUGAAAAAAAAAACACAUUCAAACUUAAUAGGAAAUAUACUGAUAAUUGUAAUCAUUAAGUCUAAUAGAAGUGCACUCUUAGACGCCCAUCUGAUCAGUUAAUGAGAAUCACAAUCAGCGAUAUAUUCCAGUUUCCAGCGUCUUGGCUGCCCCUUGCCAUAUGCCGCUCCUCGAGGACAUUUAAGUAAGGGGGAAGAUACACAUUGUGUAAUAAUUAUCUCCUAUUUCUCUCCUAUAGCACUGAUGUCAAGGGCGUAGGCUAGUUUGAGCAUGGGAAGGAGCACAUCCUGGAUAGAUGGAAAUAAUGUGGUGUGGGGGUGCACAUCUUGGGGAGGUGGAACGUAAGUUUGGAAAAUCAGCCGUUGAAAGCAGAAGGGGUACAAAUUCCGUUUUGCUUGCCAGUGUCGGAACUCUUUUGCCUAAGCGGGAGGGUGCAUGCACGUGUACCCCAGCCUACGCCCCUGUGUGUAAUUUAUAAUGUAUACUUUGAUAUAGCUCUCUUCAGCAUAUCGAAUCUGUGUUGUAACAUGUAGACGAAUGUGGGGAGGGGGAUGCUUUAUAUGCAACUUGAAACUUUUCUGAUAACCUGUUUCUCACUAGUUUGUUGAAUAGCAGUCAAUAUCAGGGUCAUGCUGAAAUUUGCUCCGUUUAACAUUGCCAUGUGAUUGCACAUUUCUGAGAACGCCUACCUAAUAAAUAUUUUAUUAUAUUUCUUUUUCGUGUUUAAAUUGGUUCCGUUAGAAUUGAUACUGAGAACUUACUUUGAAUAUUUAAAAGUAUAGCUUAGCUCUUAAACUUGUUAAAUUUGAACUGAUAUAUUGAAUGAAUCUCCAAAGAACCAGGAUUUGUUUCAAUCUGGCUAAUGAAAAAGCUAUAUCAUUUAUUUAAAAAGAUAAACUCAGAAAACAAAACCAUGAUAAUCAUGAAUAUGUUCUCUGACUUAUGACAAAAUAAAGAAACAUCUGUU